AUGGCAGUGAUACGUACAUUUCUCAAGCGUACAGCUGUCCGACAUUCUUCAAAUAAUAAUAAUAAUAAUAAUUUAAGUGUUGUUAGUAUAAAUACACGUUCAUCUAGUGAUACAUCAACAUCAACAAUUGAUCAUUUAAAUAGUCAAACAAAUGAUGGUUAUAGUAGUACAUCAACAUUAGGUGUUUCAACAAUUAAUAGUGAUGAUUCUUCACAACAUCCUUUACUCCCUGUUAUAUCUUCAAAAAAUCGUCGAAAGAAUUUUUUUUCUUGUCUAACUAAUAAUACAACAACAAUGGAUACAAAUGAAGAACAAUUAAUCAAUGAAGAUAUUUGUUUACUAGAUACUAAAUUACCGAAAGAACUACUAUUAAGAAUCUUUUCUUAUCUUGAUUAUAAAUCGCUUUGUCGAUGUGCACAAGUAUCAAAAUAUUGGAAUACACUUGCAUUAGACGGUUCAAAUUGGCAAAGUAUUAAUUUAAAAAGUUUUCAACGUGAUGUUGAUGGUAUUGUUCUUGAAAAUUUAAGUAAACAAUGUGGAUCAUUUUUAAAACGAUUAGAUAUUGAAAAUUGUAAAUUUAUUAAUGAUCAUAAUAUGAGAAAUCUUUCCAACAAUUGUCCGAAUUUAGAACGAUUAACUGUUAAACAUUGUACAAAAUUAUCUAAUACUUCUUUAUAUCAUUUAAGUAAACAUUGUCCCUAUUUAAAUCAUAUAAAUAUAGCAUCAUGUCAUCAUAUUGAUGAUCAAGGCAUUAAAAUGAUCAGUUCAAAUUGUUCGAAUUUAGAAUGGAUUGAUAUAUCAUGGUGUAUGAAUAUAACAGAGAAUGGUAUUCGAAAUCUAGCUGAAUCAUGUCCAAAAUUAACAGUAUUCAAAGCAGAAGGAUGUACACAUAUGACAAAUAAUGCAGCAAGAGAACUUGCAAUAAAUUGUUCAAAUUUAUUAUUUCUUGAUUUAAAUCGUUGUUCUUCUUUAACUGAUGAAGGUUUAUUAAUUCUUACUGAACAUUGUCCUUUACUUGAAACAUUAAUUAUUGCCAAUUGUAGAAAUUUAACAGAUAAUACAUUAAUAGCACUUGGACGAUAUUCUCAUCGAUUAAAAAAACUUGAUGCAACUCUAUGUUCACAAUUUACUGAUACGGGAUUUUUAGCAAUGGCACAAGGAUGCCAUUUAUUACAACGUCUUGAUCUAGAAGAUUGUGUAGCUGUUACCGAUGAAACAUUAAGACAUUUGGCUGAUAAUUGUCCGAAUAUUGAAAUAUUGACUCUUUCACGAUGUGAACAAAUUACCGAUGAAAGUAUUCGUUAUAUUAGUUCAAGUACUUCUGCCCAAGAAAAUCUUCGUAUACUUGAAUUGGAUAAUUGUCCAACUAUAACUGAUAUAUCUAUUGAUCAUUUAUUGAAUUGUCAAAAUCUUAAACGUUUAGAUAUUUUUGAUUGUCAACAAAUAUCAAAAAAUGCUGUUAAAAAAAUUCAAGCACGUUUUCCUGAUUUAAAUAUUCACGCUUAUUUUGCUCCACGAACUCCGACACCAACUAAUCGUCGUUCAAGAUCAUGUCAACUUUGUUGUUGUACAUCCUGUUCAGUUUGUACACCAUCAUGCUGUAUUAUUGCUUAA
Molecule: messenger RNA, 1614 nt
Organism: Adineta steineri
Lineage: Eukaryota; Metazoa; Rotifera; Eurotatoria; Adinetida; Adinetidae
Source: the annotation of a GenBank genome assembly